CGCUUGAUGAUGCGCAUGCGCAGUUUAACACUCUUCCAGCAUGGCGCGGAAGCGACUCAUUCCCAAAGUCCCCCAGUUCCUCCUACUGAUAUUUGUAAUUUUUCUGCAUUUACUUGCUUGUCCUUUUACCAAAGUUGAAGAGAGCUUUAACUUGCAAGCCAUACAUGAUAUUCUUUAUCACAGAUUUAAUUUGGAAAAGUAUGAUCAUCAUGAAUUUCCUGGUGUGGUUCCUCGCACCUUCAUUGGGCCAGUGUUUGUCUCUGUGCUCAGCACACCUUUUGCGUUUGUACUCUCCCACUUUGAGGCUCCGAAAUAUUACACACAGAUUAUAGUGCGAGGUGUCCUUGGGAUGUGUGUCUGCCUGACUCUAUGGCACAUGCAGAAACAAGUGUGGAGACACUUCGGAUAUAUGGUCUCGUGCCUUUUCUGUCUUAUCUGUACUUCCCAGUUUCACCUGAUGUUUUACAGCACGAGGACUCUGCCAAACACAUUUGCUCUGCCCAUAGUAUUGCUGGCAUUCACAUCCUGGAUGACCCAAAGGCACGGCAUGUUCAUCCUACUUUCUGCUUUUGUUAUCAUCGUGUUCCGUUCAGAGCUGUGCCUUUUGCUUGGACUCAUGUUGCUGAUGUCACUUCGAUCCAGAAAGCUCAGUAUUAAAAAGCUGCUUUAUUAUGCUGUACCAGCUGGAAUUUUGUCACUCGGUUUUACCAUUUGUGUUGACUCUGUGUUCUGGAAGAAGCUGCUGUGGCCUGAAGGCCAGGUUCUUUGGUACAACACCAUCUUGAACAAAAGCUCCAACUGGGGAACUUCCCCUUUUCUCUGGUACUUCUACUCGGCUGUUCCGCGUGGUCUUGGAGCCACCGUUUUCUUCGUUCCAUUUGGCCUUUUGGACAGACGGAUGCACACGAUGCUGAUACCUGCCGUAGGUUUCAUCCUGUUGUACUCCUUCCUACCACACAAGGAGCUCCGCUUCAUCAUUUACACAUUCCCCAUCUUCAAUGUAGUGGCAGCUCGUGGCUGCUCCUUCAUUUUAAACAAGUACCAGAAGUCAUGGCUGUAUAAAAUUGGGACCAUCGCUGUAAUUGGACACUUGGUGGCAAAUGGUGUAUAUUCAAGCAUCUCUCUCUAUGUUUCACGUCACAACUACCCAGGAGGCAAAGCCAUGCAGGAACUGCACACAUUAGUGCCAGCUAACUCAGAUGUAAACGUGCACAUAGAUGUACUUGCGGCAGAGACUGGUGUCUCACGCUUUCUGGAGAUGAAUAGCAAGUGGAGGUAUGACAAGAGAGAAGAUCUGACACCUACAGACCCACUAAUGAAGAUGUACUCGCAUGUACUGAUUGAGGCAAACACAACCCUGAUAUCACAGCUUAGUGGUUCUCACAAACCUCUUAUCUUCAUACAGGGUUAUGAACGCUUUCUAGUCAAUGUUUCCCGCUUUCCUCCAAUCAGUUUUUCAUUAACUGAUAAGCUUGUGCUUCUCGAGAGGUUGAGCACCAGCUGAUACAGAAGUUCUCACUUAAAAAUAUGACAAUCAGACUUCUUCCUGCAAUAAAAAAACAUAUCAGAACUGUUAUAUUUCUAUAUGAAUCUGAAACCUGACCUCUGACAGUUGUGUAGGCGUUUUCAACUGUGCUGAACUGACACUCCCCAUGCCCUUCUUUCAGUCUCGCACUAGUACCGUUUCCUCUGGUGCUCUCGACUUCAUUUACCUGCUUAAAAAUCUCAGGACCUUUAUGUGAUGUUGAGAUAAAGUAAGAAUGUUUUCCACUGUCCAGUGAUUUUGUAUUUUUUUUAAUUUAGUCAAUCAGAUAAAUGUUCAACAAGGAGCAAAAAUGUAUCAACAAUGUGUUAGAUUUUUGAUUGAAAAAGUAGAUGUGAAAACUUUUUCCAAAGUGGACAUGAGGUGAUUUUAAUAAAACACUGCACUGUU
Silurus meridionalis is the source of this 1933-nucleotide messenger RNA. It is a transcript of the gene alg12, whose product is annotated as ALG12 alpha-1,6-mannosyltransferase. Gene Ontology annotation, cellular component: endoplasmic reticulum membrane. The transcript is spliced from 9 exons. Gene Ontology annotation, molecular function: alpha-1,6-mannosyltransferase activity. NCBI's taxonomy places the organism in Eukaryota, Metazoa, Chordata, Actinopteri, Siluriformes, Siluridae. Bases 41 to 1504 code for a protein of 487 amino acids. Gene Ontology annotation, biological process: protein N-linked glycosylation. The record is from RefSeq and is a predicted model, not a curated record.